This is a messenger RNA of Rotaria sordida, 447 nucleotides long. The record is from the annotation of a GenBank genome assembly. Lineage: Eukaryota; Metazoa; Rotifera; Eurotatoria; Philodinida; Philodinidae.
AUGGCUCAAUCACGAGACCACUUAAUUAAACGAUUUCAAAAAAUAACAAAAUGGAAAACAAAUAAAGUUAUCUCAUAUCUCAAUGAAUAUGAUUGGGAUUUACAAUAUGCUAUGGAAGCUUACUAUUUAUUAGAAGAUGAUCAACCAAAAGUCGAUGAUUUAACAGAUAUUGAAUCUAGUUUUGAAGAUCAACCAAGAAAAUCAAUUGAAACUAAUCAACAAUCGUUAUCUUAUUCGCAAUUACCGUUUUCAAAUCGGUCUGAUACUUCAAUGAAUUUAAGUAGAUCUCAAAUUCGAUUUAAUCGAAAUCAAGAGAAAUUAAACAAUUCAAUAGGAAUUUUACCAUUCCAUUCAACAGAUAUGCAUCAACAAUUGCCUCAACUAUAUCAAUUAGAUAGAAAUUCAAAUCAUAUGAAUCUCGCUUCAAAUAGAGAUAAUAAUAGUUAG